AUGGCGACAGCUCAAGCGGGAGAUGGAGAAAGCUACCCAUUGGCGGCACAGAUCCCCUUGAAGGAAUUUGUACUUCCAGACUUCCCACCUCAAGCCUCUCGACUCCGGGAACUUACCUUGACCGCCGACAUCAAACUAGACGAGUACCAGAGUCUCCUUCAGGAGAAACCACUCACUCAACCCGAGUUGCCCAACGUCCCCAAGUCCGUGACCCAUUUGACCUUGGAGUUGUUCGGCUUGGGCUUCCCCGGCACCCCGGCCUUCUUGGGACGACUGGCCAAAUGUCUACCCAAUCUACAAUCCUUGACCUUUUUCAGUUGUCUGAUCGAUGGGCUCGACGACUCCAGUCGUAAAGACGCCGAGAGGUUGUUCGAGACUUGCACUCAACUACAAGAGAUUCAUAUCAUUGAUUCUUUUGCCCGACCCGGGUUUUUCAAAUCCGUCGGUUCCAUACUCGAAAAAAGAGCCCGAGAGAAUGCGAGCAAAUCGAAGAAGAAGGCCGACAACGACGCCCUGGGCCUGACCGAAGAAGAAAAUCAAGGUGGCCUCAAAGUCAUUGACGUCAGUUAUACCUUUCGUGGUCACGAAGACAGUGACUUUUUGGCCAGAGUCGCCGGGGAAGAACUAUCUUCGUUGAUCGUACCCGGGCUGAUGGGGUUGAGUUUUGAUUUUGUUCCCGUACCUAGAAGGGAUGAACUCGAGGAAGAGGAGCAGUCGUCGGAGGAAAACAAAAAAAUGCCAGAAGGUGUUUUGCCUUUUGCCAGUGACGGUAGAGCACCGACGGCGAUCAAGAAGAGGUUCGAAAACCUUUCUGCUGGCGGCGGCGGCGGCGGCGGCGACUUGACUUCGAUCAAGGUGUUGAAUUUGGGAAUGUUUUCACUACGACCGGCAGAGGUCGGUGAGAUUGUUUACGCUUGUGCUGGUGGUGGAGGCGACCGACAGGCUGGACUGGUCGAUUUGACGGUCGCGGUCCUUCUCGAGGAUGGAUGGACAGACUCACUCGUGGCGGGAUUCGGACAUAAAGAGGUCGGGAAAACCUUGGAAGGUAUCGAGAUCAUAGGGGUGCCUGACAACGACGACAAAUCGGAAGAAGAAGCGGCAGCGACAUCCCAGGAUGAUCAAUCACACCACGACAUAAAACUAAUCGAACAGGCCGAUAUCGAAAAGCUGGAAAAAGCUUGUCCGAACCUUGGAAAAGUCGGAAUGAGCAUUUUGAAAGUCAGGAGUGCCCCCAACGUGGUUUUUCUCAAGGAAGACGACGGGUGGAGGUCGAUGUGAGGAAACAACACCGUACAUGGAUCGAUGAACACGGACCGGACGAGGAUGUCGAGGCCGUAAUUCAACUAUGCUUGGAUGAAGAGAACAAAACCAACGAGUGAAAAUCGGUGAUCUAAUGAUAGGUAGGUGAGGUAUUGUGGCU
This is a messenger RNA of Exophiala oligosperma, 1420 nucleotides long. RefSeq lists its product as uncharacterized. Bases 1 to 1278 code for a protein of 425 amino acids. The record is from RefSeq and is a predicted model, not a curated record. The transcript has a single exon. Lineage: Eukaryota; Fungi; Ascomycota; Eurotiomycetes; Chaetothyriales; Herpotrichiellaceae.